GCUUCCGCUACGGGCAGACGUCCAUUUUGCUCGCUUGUGUGUGGAGCGUCUCUGAUUUAUGAGCCGCUUUUGUAGCCGCCCGCUCAUCGAAGCUUAAACAAUGGACGGAGCACCAGGAGGUAGAGGUGGAUUUCGAGGCCGCGGGGGCCCUGGUGGAUUAAUGAGGGGACGCGGCGGUUUCGGAGAUAGAGGAAGAGGUGGCCCUCUACGAGGCGGCAACAUGAUGCGCGGUGGACGAGGCAAUGGACCUGGCGGUGGCAUGCGAGGAGGCCCACCUAUGAGAGGCAGGGGUGGCCCUCCUGGUAGAGGCGGACGAGGAGGACACGGUGGACAUUUUCCAGGACCACCAGAACCUGGAAUGUCCAGUGGACCUGGAGGUGGCCCGCCACCCUUGGGAAUGGGUGGACCUCCGCGUGGCGGCGGCGGAAGGGGUGGCAGUAAUAGCUUCCGCAGCAGAGGCAGAGGUGACUUUGGCAGAGGAGAUAGCCGCGGGGGUAGCAACAAUUUCCGUGGUCGCGGCAUGGAUAGGGGUAGAGGAGGAUCCAGAGGAGGAUCGAGUAGAGGUGGACUUGGAAGCCGUGGUGGCUUCGUCGAUCGCGGUGGCCGGGGGGCUGGUGGUGGACGUGGUGGUCCGACGAAACGAGGAGGAGGCCCACCUAGCUCCAGUGGACCCUCCAAGAGGCCACGCUUCGAUCAGUCGUCUUCCCAACCAUCCAAUGGCUACGCCACUCAACCACCUAACCAAGGCGGUUACGGAGGAUCAAAUAACGCUUACGGCGGUCAGCAACAACCGCAACAGCAACAGUCAGUAGGAUACGGUGGCGGUGGCUACGGCUCGCAGCAAGGCUACACGCAGUCUUAUCAGGGCUACGAGAGCUAUCAGCAGCCCCAGGACUAUGGGCAAACGGGUUAUCCACCGUCCGCACCAGAUAACAGAUACGGCGGAGCGUCAUCGGUUCCGGCUGCAGGAGGAUUCGGCGCUAACGAUCCCUACAGUUACGGCAAAGCUCCGCCAUCAGAUUAUGCGAAUCAGGACGGUGUUUAUGGGAAACAGGACUAUGGUGGCAGUGCUGGUUACCAAAACGCCCAGUCUCAGCGACGUUAUUAAAGAUAUCCGUCACUUAAUUAAUAUCCAAUAUAUCCGCUCAUUAAUUUUGUAUCUAAGUAGACAACAAUUCUCCCAGGCGAAAAGAAAAAGAAAAAGAAAAGUGCGCAGAAUCGAACAGAUCGAAUCCGUCGUCUCCCGUCGCACGCGAGAGACAGAGAGAGAGAGAGAGAGAGCGAGAGAGAGAGAGAGAAAGGGUCACGUUUUUUUUCUCCUCUCGAAACUGCGAGAUACGAUUGUUGAUGAUGAACGAACGAUGACAAUCGUGGAAUCUGGAAGCAAGGUGACGUUUGUGAAAUCGGCAUGCGCCUCCCUGGACAAUUGACGGUUGUUGUUAUCUCGCUUUCCACGCGCGAAGGUUGAUCCGAUCGUACGUACGAAAAGUGUCGAAAAAGUUGGAAAUCGAUACUGUCACGGCUUGCCGAUUACAACGAGCGCAUGUAUUUUCUCGAAGUAAUGUCGAAGUGCACUGUCAAAAUUGUAUGAAUUUACCUUUUUCUUUUGCACUUGUCUCGGAACGCACUUUCUUCAAUUGACGCGUGUCGAAGAAUCGUUUCGCUCCGAACAAAAAAUCCUCGAAAGAAAUCUGGAUCUUCUCCCAGAGUUGAUUCCCAGCUUUUUCGUCAGGCACACACACAUACACACACACACACAACACACCUCCGCGUCACUUUGCUCCCAAGAUUUCUUUCUUCUUUUUUUUUUAUAGCUUUGCUUUGUCUUCGUCUCGUGCGCGUUGAACGAACUUGAGCUCGCAUAAUAUACCGCUUGACGACACUAGGGAAUACAUAUUUUAUACUUGACAAUUAGCAGUUAAUAAUACACACUAUACAUUAUUUCACUAUACGUCGCCUGUACGAAAAUCUAGGAUUAAGUCCCGGUAUCGAGCGAGUGAGAGCUUCUCGCCUCGGCCGUUCUCUUCGCGAUUCUUGCGUAGCGUAAUUUAACAUAACAAUAAAUGACUUACAAGAGAAACCAGCAAUGACGAAAGCGAUAAUGACGACACUGUAAAAGGUCGGCGUCCUGUUUUGUAAAUAGAAACCGUAAAUAAACCCCCCCUUUUUUUGGUGGAGAAGAAAAAAAGUCAAAUGGCAAAACGCGCGACUAUGUGUACUUCACCUCCCGCAAGGCUUAUAGAAAAAGGAGAACAAACGUUAAACGCAUAAGCACUUAAUGUGUCUCGACAGUUCCAUUUCCAUUAACUAUUAUCCAAAGUUUAUAUAUACUCAGCUAGAAUUAACAAGUAUCGAGGAUUCUUUUGGAGCUAUUGGAAGGAUUAUGUAUUUUAUAACUUAUUGUAAUGGUUUAUUUUUUUUUGCCAAAAUUGCCUAUUUUAUCAUUUAUUGUAAACUUUUUGUUAAUGUUAGCUUUAUCAAUUUUAUAAUUUAUGAUUAUAUAAACAAUGGAUCUACGAUCUAACUUUGGUAGGCAGACAACCGUCACGACCGCCCGUCAGUAAUGAUCAGUCAUUAGCAGUUCUAUCAUACAUAUACUUGAGACAAUCGUCAAUUAACAAUUAAAUUAGUUACACAAUUUUCCAUGGCAUCAAAACCGAGUAGCGGUCGUUGUCCCUUUCUUGACAAUUAGCUACGGAGAAGGAAAAGUGUGAGCCUUGAUGUGAAAUUUCUUUCCUCGGCAGAGAAUUGUUCGGCCAGGAACCGAAUAUAUAGUUUAUAGUGAAUUCAGCAAUUCAGUUAUUAUAAUGUCAUUCUCUGUCGUGCAUUAUUUUAUAUUAAUUAACGAAACCCGCUUGGAAAUAAUUUGUAAUGUGUUUAUUGUAUAUGACACGUCUUUUAUGAAUAACUCUAUAUAGCGCAUCAUGUUGUUAUUGUCCCAAUUUAUUGUAAACGAUCGCUCGAUGAAAAAUGAAAGAAACAUUGAAAAAAAAAAACUGAAGAUCGA
Wasmannia auropunctata (little fire ant) is the source of this 3007-nucleotide messenger RNA. Its product is annotated as glycine-rich protein DOT1. The record is from RefSeq and is a predicted model, not a curated record. The transcript has 9 exons. The coding region runs from base 101 to 1108 and encodes 335 amino acids. NCBI's taxonomy places the organism in Eukaryota, Metazoa, Arthropoda, Insecta, Hymenoptera, Formicidae.